Gadus chalcogrammus (walleye pollock) is the source of this 2542-nucleotide messenger RNA. Its product is annotated as protein shisa-like-1a. The record is from RefSeq and is a predicted model, not a curated record. The transcript is spliced from 6 exons. The coding region runs from base 586 to 1197 and encodes 203 amino acids. NCBI's taxonomy places the organism in Eukaryota, Metazoa, Chordata, Actinopteri, Gadiformes, Gadidae.
CGUGGAAAAGGGAUUGAGAGAAGGAGAAGAGAGAUUUGAGGAGAGGAAUAUCGGCUACUUUUCCUCCCGCCAUGUGAAGUGGAGAGGUGACGAGACAGAAGAGAAGACACAUUGGAACAAGCUCAGACAUGCCGGGACACAUGAAAUAGAACGGGCUCUCCCAUUGGCCGACACCCUUUGGAAUACGUACACCACCAACAAUAACUGGAAUGAAUAUCUUAUUCACUUCAUUCUUUGCAGCUGUGAGCAGGUGAGGGUUUAGAAUGACUGACGGAUGGACGGGUCAAUACGGGUGCAAUACACGGUGCUGUGCCUGACCUAGGGCCUAUACCCACACGUCUGGCUGCUGUGGACCCCGACAGCAUUCUAUGAGCAGGCUGCACAUUGGAACUCAGCCCUUGGAACUCAAAAAAAUAACUAUACAAUUUCCUUUGAAGACCGGACUUUAAUUACUAUCGACCGCUAUGAUGUAACCUCAAACGGGGUGUGUCCAAAACCAGACUUGAGAAGAUUGAAUCAUAGACCAGGAGACCAGACAACGAUCGACCGGCCGCCAUCGCUCACCUUUCCGAUGUAGAGCCCGAGAUGACGUCACACCGUCGCUGGUUCCUCCAUGUCCGCGUGGCGAUCUUCGUCCUGGUCUCCACCGCUGCCCUCUCCAGUCAGUUACGAGUGUGCGAGACCUACACCGACCACAAGGGGCACUCUCACUUCGGCUUCCACUGCCCCCGCCUGUCAGACAACAGGACCCUUCUGUUCUGCUGUCACCAUAACAACACGGCCUUCAAGUACUGCUGCAAUGAGACGGAGUUCCGAGGCAUCAUGGACGUCAACGCCAGCUCCUCCUCCUCCAGCAAGCACACUCAGAAUGACUACGCGGCCGUGAUCGGGGUGUGGGUCUACGGGUUCUUUGUGCUGGCGCUGAUCCUGGUGGACUUCCUGUACUACGCUGCGGUACACAGUGAGCUCUGCAGGGACUACCUGGUGGCCGCGGGCCUUGGGGGGGCAUGGCUGACCCAGGCACAGAGCCAGCCCCGGGGUGGGGAUGGGGACCCGCCCGCGGCCCUGACACAGGCCAUAGCGGAGAAGGGUCCUGCGUGUUCCGGCCGUCCAGACCCCCCCGGUCACCGGCAGCACGAGCCCCAGGAACUGAAGCCCGGCCUGGGCACGGAGGGCCAGCUCCGACCCGACACAUAGCACGACACGGAGAGAGACUCCGGAGAGCUAUCUGGAUAAAGGUUCACGGUUCCUUUCCUGGUCACGUGACCUGGCCAUGAUCUGCAAAUAUGUCCUGUGGACGCGGAACCAAGACUCAGAUGUUGGUUGGUUAAAAGAGGUUAAAGGCAUCCUGUCAAAGCCAACGGUUACCUAGCAACAAGCAGGUGAAGCCGGAGCAGCAGUAUGGCCUAGCAACCUAGGGCAGGUACUGUAUCAGAAAUGGUCCUAGUUAACGAACUCCAUCCAGAGACUGAACCGUGUAUAUCAAGAUCUUUUUUUCCAUCUUUCAUCCUUCAUCUGCGUCAAAUAUGGAUAAAGAUUUGUCAAUUAUGACAGCAUUAUAUUUGAAGUGAAUGGAUGAACAUGAACAGAUUCUGGAGAUACAGAAGAAAAGUUUACUUGAUAUCUAAAUCCAAGAACAGUAAAUUCAAAAAGAAGAGUCACUAUUCUAUUGUUGUGGUCUAUGUUUGACUUUAGCAUCACAGCCUUCUGUGUAGGUAAGAUCCAUGGUUAUACACACUUUAACCAUUAACGACUGUUAAUUAACAUGCUCAUUAAGAAAUAGCAAUAAUGUGUAAUGUGACUUAUUGCGGAAACGUUUUUGUGGUAAACUAGAUUUCUAGUUUCUCUGCUUUCCAAAUGUACACUUAGGGCAUCUAUAGUGUCUGCCUACAUUGUAUUAGUAAAGUGUGUGGUGUAUACAGAUAGUAUUAUACAUAAAUAAGAUGAGAUUUAUUAGAUACCUGCUGUAAACACUUCUAACGUGUUGUAAUGUCAUCUUGACGUUAGGUUAGCUAGAGAGUUCACUGCUAUUGUUUACCCAUAAUAUAGAAGUAGACUACAUUGUUGUUUGAUGAGCUUUAUCCGUUUAGCCGACCUGAGAAUGACUAAUGGAUCAUACUGUAGCACUGAGGUGCUUAAUGCACAAGUUAAACGAGUCAGCACUUUAUGAAACACUUUGUUGAGACAGCAGAGCAAAAUAAAUGGUAGCCUAUAAAAUGGUGAAAGUUAAAAACGUUAACCUAUGGCACAAUAUGUGUUUGUAAAUGUGUCACAAAAUCGUAGGUAUAUACGCAAACGUGCAGAUUGUGAAGCUAUGCAAAUAUAGGAUGUGGUCCGAUGUUCAGUGUGUAAGGACAGAGGGCUUACCGGUUAAUAUAUUCAGUUUUAUGCAGCUACUGUAGCAGUCCUGUGGGGAUUCCAUGCAGAACAUUUGUUUUCUAGUGUCUCAAGAAUAUCUAUCUCGAACUCUCUCGAAAUAGCAUCCGAGAUGUGCAGACUAGAUUAUGAUUAUUAUUCAUCAUUCAGGCUUCAAUUGAUUAUU